Messenger RNA from Kickxella alabastrina, 1818 nucleotides. RefSeq lists its product as uncharacterized. Bases 195 to 1637 code for a protein of 480 amino acids. The transcript is spliced from 3 exons. NCBI's taxonomy places the organism in Eukaryota, Fungi, Kickxellomycota, Kickxellomycetes, Kickxellales, Kickxellaceae. The record is from RefSeq and is a predicted model, not a curated record.
AUUGUACAAUUUUAUCAACUUUGUUUAAUACAGACAUUUUAUACUUAUUUUUUGCUAUUUCCUGCCAUUCAUAUUACCUAUCACGCACCUGGCCAUCCUGUUAUUAGACGUUUUCACCUCAUCACACUGGACCAAAUACACACACACACACACAAACACAUUACGCUACUGUGCAUCACAUUUCAAUCCCUAACAUGCUCUUGGUCGGAUCAAUUUCUCUACACCCAGACUCGCCUGAAGUCAUCCUGCUUGGUGGACCAAAUCAGGCAAGCAGCGGAUAUAUCACGGGGCGUGUAGUGGUGGUCUCGAAAAACAUCGACCAGCUAAAAUCACUCAUAGUCACACUGCGGCCGCAGCGACAGCGACUGUUCCAAACACAGAGCUUACUCACGCCGCCGCUGCUGUUGCAAACGGCUUUGGUCACAGACGGCCAAUCUGAACGGCAUGUUAUAAAUAAUAGAAUUCCAGGCAAGGGCCACGAAUGGCGAUUCUCUAUUGAGAUUCCGGGGUCGACUGCCGAGACAAUAUUUUCCAAGGAGCAUGUGGUUGCCUACGAGUUGGUCGCCGACGCUCGCACCUACGGUUCGUUCGCCAAUGCAUCACAGUCGAAAGCCUGCUCGAUCAUGGUUAAGCGGACGCCUUCCAUAGACUCUUUGUGGACGAUGCAGGCAAGCGCGCCCAUCACUGAAACCGUGGUCUGGCGGUCUAAAUUGGAGCUAACUAUUUUUACAAACUCGCGAAUUAUUCAUGAUGAGGAGGUAAUAUCGGUGCGCGGCACUAUCAGGCCGCUUGAAAAGGGCAUGUCCAUGGCGUACGCUGGAUUUCAGAUUUUUGAGCGGAUUACGAGGGAGGUCACUGUUCGUGGUAGCUUGGAGCUGGUUGAAUAUAACGAAGUGAUUACCAACAGCACAGUCGAUAUCCAUAGCAUAUAUUCUGCAAUGGACAAUGACAUAAGUGGUGGCGGCAGCAGCAGCAGCAUCGGCAUUGGCAGGAGAAGCACCAGUAACUAUAGGUCUAUGGGAAGCAAUUCAAUACCCGAAAAGGCCGACUUCCCUCUUGUCCAGGAAAUAUCGAUCUCGUGCACUCUGACUGUUCCUGAGAUAUACACUGGCAUUCAGUACGACAUUCAUCGUGGUCCCAUCAAGUCCAGUCACGAGCUCAUUCUUUUCAUCGCCAUUACAGACGACCAAGGAAAUCCGCAGAGCCUGCGACUGUCGACGCCCAUGUUUGUUUUACCAAAGGUAGUUGGAAAACAAGCAAAUCUCCCUCGCUACGAGGACACUGACAUGGAUCAGCUGGUUGAGACAUCAUCCGACUGCAACGUCGAACGGGAUGUUGAUUUUUGGUCAAACUUUGUCACUGCGGCAGCGGAAAGUAAUUCCACAGAUGACUGUCCAUUGGCCUUGGAGGGGUACCAGGCACUCUCUGCCAAUGAUGUUCCUCCACCAUCUUACCCUGGCGCUGCUAACACCAUUGAUCGCACGGUUGUGUCUGCAACCAUGGCAACUCCGGCCCAAGCUUUCACAAGGACCCAUCGAGUACGCAGGAUUUGCUCUCGUACUCUGCUCAGAUCUUUGUCUGUGUCUUCGACAUCAGGAAAUUCAGGCACCACUUGCAAUGAGUUUGUCUUCGUUUGAGUUGUAAUAUUUGGCUUUAUUUUCUCUCCCCAAAUUUUCCUUUAUUAAAUUAUUGUUAUUGUUGUUGUUCUUGGCAGGUUCAUUAUAAAUUAAUUUUUGAGCACGGGACUGAUGAGGAGCCCAAGUUCUCAGUGUGAGUAUUUCUGUAUGCAAGUGGCAGCUGGCUGGGCUUAAAAUGCCG